Messenger RNA from Aspergillus oryzae RIB40, 669 nucleotides. Its product is annotated as H(+)-transporting V1 sector ATPase subunit D. The coding region runs from base 1 to 669 and encodes 222 amino acids. The transcript has 6 exons. The record is from RefSeq and is a predicted model, not a curated record. Lineage: Eukaryota; Fungi; Ascomycota; Eurotiomycetes; Eurotiales; Aspergillaceae. Gene Ontology annotation, biological process: vacuolar acidification. Gene Ontology annotation, molecular function: proton-transporting ATPase activity, rotational mechanism. Gene Ontology annotation, cellular component: vacuolar proton-transporting V-type ATPase complex; fungal-type vacuole membrane.
AUGUCGGGUGCAGUACCAGAGAUUACUCGACGUAUCGAUGAAGCCAAACAGAAGAUGGGGAGAGUCAUGCAGAUUGCCGCGUUUUCUUUGGCCGAAGUGAGCUAUGCCGUUGGAGGCGAUAUCGGCUACCAGAUUCAAGAAUCCGCCAAGCAAGCACGAUUCCGUGUACGCGCCAAACAAGAUAACGUCUCCGGUGUCCUCCUGCCUCACUUCGAGAGCUACACGGAGGAAGGAAUCAAUGAUUUCGGCUUAACUGGUCUCGGAAAAGGAGGUCAACAAGUUCAACGGUCUCGAGAGACGUACGCUCGCGCGGUCGAAACCUUGGUUGAACUUGCAAGCUUGCAGACUGCGUUCGUUAUUCUAGACGAGGUGAUCAAGGUUGUUAAUCGGAGAGUAAACGCAAUUGAGCAUGUUAUCAUUCCCCGGACCGAGAACACCAUCAAAUACAUUAUGUCCGAACUCGACGAAGUUGAUAGAGAAGAGUUCUACCGACUUAAGAAGGUAUCAAAUAAGAAGCAGCGCGAUAUUGCCGCCGCAGACGCCGAGAUGGAGGCCCGCCGGGCAGCCGCCCAAGAGAAGGAGGGCCAAAAGGCAUUGGAACCAGAAAAGGAAGCACCUGACGCCCCCGAUGUCCUCGGAGAGCAAGAAGAUGCAGAUGUCAUUUUCUAG